AUGGCCGGCAUGGCUAUUAGUUUGACGGCUGUCCAGCAGUGGCUCCCCAACGCUCCUCUUCGCGAGAAAAUCACGGCGGAGGUCUUGUCGGGCAAGAAGAAGAUGUGUUUGGCCAUCACCGAGGCAUUUGCGGGCAGUGACGUGGCUGGUCUUCGUACCACGGCCGAAAAGACUCCCGAUGGCAAACAUUAUAUUGUAAACGGCACCAAGAAAUGGAUCACUAACGGCAUGUUUGCCGACUACUUCGUCACGGGCUGUCGCACGGAGAAGGGAUUCUCGGUACUUCUCAUUCCGCGCGAUGAGAACGUGGAGACCAAGCAAAUCAAGACUUCCUACUCGACCACCGCAGGUACGGCGUUCGUUCAGUUUGAGAAUGUCAAGGUCCCCGUGGAGAAUCUGCUGGGUGAGGAGCACAAGGGUUUCAUUGUCAUCAUGAGCAACUUCAACCACGAGCGGUUCAUGAUGGCCAGUGGUGUGAUUCGCAUGUCGAUGACCGUGGUCGAAGAGUGCCUGAAAUGGUGCAACCAGCGCUUGGUCUUUAACAAGAAAUUGAUCGAGCAACCGGUCAUGCGACAAAAGCUCGCCCGGAUGAUCUCUCUCUGUGAGUCUAAUCAGGCUUGGUUGGAAUCCAUUGCUUUCCAGAUGUGCAACAUGACGUAUACCCAGCAGGCCGCGAACUUGGGUGGGCCGAUUGCUCUGCUCAAGUCGCACGCCACUCGGUCGGCGCAGGAGAUCGCUGAUAUGGCCACCAACAUCUUCGGCGGUCGUGGAAUCACCCAGAGUGGCAUGGGCAAGGUCAUCGAGAUGUUCCACCGCACUUACAAAUUUGACGCCAUUCUGGGUGGAACGGAGGAGAUUCUGGCCGACUUGGGAGUGCGGCAGGCAAUGAAGAAGUUCCCCAAGGCCAUGUUGUAA
This is a messenger RNA of Aspergillus melleus, 915 nucleotides long. RefSeq names its product acyl-CoA dehydrogenase family protein. The transcript has 3 exons. Gene Ontology annotation, molecular function: acyl-CoA dehydrogenase activity. Lineage: Eukaryota; Fungi; Ascomycota; Eurotiomycetes; Eurotiales; Aspergillaceae. The coding region runs from base 1 to 915 and encodes 304 amino acids. The record is from RefSeq and is a predicted model, not a curated record.